Siniperca chuatsi (mandarin fish) is the source of this 2022-nucleotide messenger RNA. RefSeq names its product linkage group 5 C9orf85 homolog (gene lg5h9orf85). The coding region runs from base 198 to 752 and encodes 184 amino acids. The record is from RefSeq and is a predicted model, not a curated record. Lineage: Eukaryota; Metazoa; Chordata; Actinopteri; Centrarchiformes; Sinipercidae. The transcript has 4 exons.
AAUUUUUAUUCCAACAAACAGCUCUUUGUCUUGAUUUAUUUUAACCACUUUUGAGAAACGUGGAGGGUUCGUGUUUUGACCUCAAUGACGUUACAUGACGUGCUUGUACUUCUUCCGGGUUAGGGCACUCACUCUCUGGCGUGGUUUUUGGAUUUGUGUACCCACAUAACAUGUGUAACUAAAAAUUGGAAAAUAAGAUGAGUUCUCAGAAAGGUAAUGUAUCUCGGUCGCGAGGCCAGAAGCAUCAAAACACCGCUGCCUUCAAAAACGACAAGUACGGAGCGACUGUACAAGUGAAGAAGGCAAAAUCAAAGAUCCAUGAUGGGCUCUGUCAACAUUGUAAGGGUGUUCUUGAGUGGAAAGUGAAGUACAACAAAUACAAGACACUAACACAGCCCCGAAAAUGUGUCAAGUGUUCUCAAAAGACUGUGAAGGAUGCGUAUCACAUCAUUUGUAAGCCCUGUUCCCUUCAGCUAGAGAUCUGCUGCAAGUGCGGGAAGAAAGAGGACAUUGUUAUUCCAGUAAACUCACAAGUGGACAAGACGGAGCAAGAAGAAGAUGGUGAACAGAGAAAGAGAGGAUAUGGACGAGGGAAGAAGGACAGGGAUGACUUGAACAGUGAUGACGAUGAUGACUUAAGUGACCUUGGAGAUGGCAAUGAUGAGGAUUUUGAUAGUGACUCAGUACCAAAGAAGACACAGAACAAGUCUGAUGUGCUCCCAGAUGUAUCCCAGGUCAACGUUAAAGACUAAAGACAAUGAAGUGGACUUUUUUUUUUUUUUAUUAUUUACAUAUAUACAAAACAUGUUUUCUAAUCAAAAGAUGAGAUGUGACCACACUCAAAUUAACCAAGGCAAAUUAACAAAUGUUACUGGUUGAUGCACAACCUGGACGAUGAAUUAAAGAUGUAAGAUGUGUAAGAUUUAGGGGCCUCUAUUUGGAGAAUAUGGCAGAAAUGGAAUAUAAUAUUCAUAAGUAUGUAUGCCACUGUAGGUUCUCCUACACACUUGGAAGGGGAGGGUGAGACGAGGGGUAUUCAGUUGGUUGCAAACUACAACCUCACUGCUAGAUGUCACUGAAUCCUACACUAUGGUCCUUUUAAUGUCAACACUGGGGCAGAUAAUUCAGGAAGAUUUCAGAUGGUUGUAUAUAAUUUUUUUAUUUAAAGAACCUGAAGUACAGUAAUUUAAGAUGAAUGAGUUGUACAUUGUGCUGUACAUUCACAAACCGAUUCACAAACAAUGCCAAUUGGAUAUACAGCUGCAAUCCAAAUUACUCAACUGCCAUUGCAAAUCAGGUUUAUUGUCAAAAUUUCCAGACUUUCAUCUGUUUGCAGUGAACAACUCAAACAAAAGCAAUUGAAAUAGCUCAACACAACAAAUGCUUCAAGUGGUUUCCCCAAAUUCAACUGAAAAUGCAACUUAUGACUUCUCCAGUCUCAAAAUUAUUCAACCCCCUGAAGCUACCAAUUCCUUCCACAAUAAUUGAGCUAAUAGAGGCCUUGAAGGAUCAGCAGCAGUAAAAGCAGAAGUAGAGGCUUUGCCAGGAUAUCAUGAACUGACUCUGAAAUAUUGACCCUGUCACGCACAAUCAUAUAUUUACACUCAAUUGCCAGUUUAUCAGGAACACCUAGCUAAAACCAAUGCAGUCUAAUACAUCAGCCCCACAAUAAAUGCUACCUUCAUGAAGCUUAUAAUGUGCAGUUUUUGUUGAAACUGUUUUAGAGAGGUGAUUCAACUUUAUGAUAAUUUUAGAGGCUGUAGUUUGUGGUGCUGUUGAACUGUUCUGUGUUAUAAUGAGAAGUGUUUCUAAUAUUUUGUCCACUGCAUUUAUAUCACUGAGGGUAGACCAGGUAUUAGAAGCAUCUCAGUAUAACAAAAAAAUGGUAUUCUAUAGGUAGACAUUUUAAGUGUGUUGAAAUACUAAAUGUACCAGAAUAUUGCUGUUUUGGGCUAGAAUUUCUUCUUUCGUCUCCGCUAGAAUAAACAAAUAUUUAAAUACACAGUAAAAAUAUCAAAUUGA